GGGCAGAGGGUGGGAGCUGCUGGCUUGGGACCGGCUCAACACCUCUUGGGGAAAAGCAUCUCCGGCCACGCAAAGCAACCUCAUCACUUCCUCCCUUGAGGAGCUCGGCAGCAGACGGGGGCCACAGGCGUGGAACUUCCCACUUUGUUUCAGGACAGCCGGCAGCACGUCCCUCCCUUCCUCUGGGUUUGUAGUUGUUUGUUUGAACUUGAGACUUCCUGAGGCCUGGAAGGUGUUUUUGGCUUGCUCCAUAAGGCGAGGAGGUCCAGCCCACGCAGGCCCCCACCCUGUUCGAGGAAGGAAAGGCCCAGAACUUGCACACAGCAGGGCAGGCGCGGCGGCUGGGUUUCUCUAGCACCUCGGCAUUGUCUGCCUGCUCUUCCAGGCGUGCAGGGCGGUGGUGGCUUGGGCCAGGCUCUGGGAGGCCGGGCACUCUGAGGAGGUGGCUCAGCCCUCUUGGGUUCUUUCUCAUGACUUGAUGAAGCCCAGAGUCACCAGAGUCCUGAGCACCUGUCUCUUGUGACCAUGAGGCACCCGCCCGGCUUUUAGCUGUCGCAGCAGAGACCCGAAGGCUGUGGCUCCAGCAUCAGGGGGUCGCCUGUGGUCCCUGCGUGAAGAACCAGAGCUGCCUCCGCUUUGUAGCAGCCUUUGUGACAGGGCGGUUCGAUGGCCGAGAAGGGAGCAUCCCGGGGAACCCUGCGGCGGCUGUGGUCACUGCCCAGGAGGCGCCGCGGAACUGCAGGGCGCUCGAGGCCAGAUGAAAUCAUGCACCAGGACAUCGUCCCGCUCUGCGCUGCCGACAUCCAGGACCAGCUAAAGAAGCGCUUUGCUUACCUGUCCGGUGGGCGGGGGCAGGACGGAAGCCCGGUUAUCACCUUCCCUGACUACCCGGCCUUCAGCGAGAUUCCGGACAAGGAGUUCCAGAAUGUCAUGACCUACCUCACCAGCAUCCCCAGCCUGCAGGACGCUGGCAUCGGAUUCAUCCUGGUGAUAGACCGGCGACGGGACAAAUGGACCUCUGUGAAGGCGUCCGUCCUGCGCAUCGCAGCAUCUUUCCCGGCAAACCUGCAGCUCGUCCUCGUGCUUCGCCCGACGGGUUUUUUCCAAAGGACUCUCUCCGACAUCGCUUUCAAAUUCAAUAGAGAUGACUUUAAGAUGAAGGUGCCGGUCAUAAUGCUGAGCUCCGUACCAGACUUACACGGUUACAUCGAUAAGUCGCAGCUGACCGAGGACCUGGGUGGGACCCUGGACUACUGCCACUCCCGGUGGCUGUGCCAGCGCACGGCCAUCGAAAGUUUUGCCCUCAUGGUGAAGCAGACGGCUCAGAUGCUGCAGUCCUUCGGGACCGAGCUGGCCGAAACAGAGCUGCCCAAUGACGUCCAGUCGACAAGCUCAGUGCUGUGUGCGCACACAGAGAAGAAGGACAAGGCGAAGGAGGAUUUGAGGCUGGCACUGAAAGAGGGGCACAGUGUCCUGGAGAGCCUCAGGGAGCUGCAGGCUGAGGGCUCAGAGCCCAGUGUGAACCAGGACCAGCUUGACAACCAGGCCACAGUGCAGAGGCUCCUGGCCCAGCUGAACGAAACCGAGGCUGCCUUCGAUGAAUUCUGGGCAAAGCAUCAGCAGAAACUGGAACAAUGUCUGCAGCUCCGGCACUUUGAGCAGGGCUUCCGGGAGGUCAAAGCCAUCUUGGACGCAGCGUCCCAGAAGAUAGCAACCUUCACAGACAUCGGCAACAGCCUGGCGCAUGUGGAGCACCUGCUGAGGGACCUGGCCAGCUUCGAGGAGAAAUCAGGCGUGGCCGUGGAGAGGGCCCGGGCCCUGUCUCUGGACGGCGAGCAGCUCAUUGGGAACAAGCACUACGCAGUAGACUCCAUCCGCCCAAAGUGCCAGGAGCUCCGGCACCUCUGUGACCAGUUCUCUGCGGAGAUCGCAAGGAGGAGGGGGCUGCUCAGCAAGUCCCUGGAGCUGCACCGCCGCCUGGAGACGUCCAUGAAGUGGUGUGAUGAAGGGAUUUACCUGCUGGCCUCACAACCUGUGGACAAGUGCCAGUCUCAGGAUGGCGCGGAGGCUGCCCUCCAGGAAAUCGAGAAGUUUUUGGAGACCGGUGCGGAAAAUAAGAUCCAGGAGCUCAACGCGAUUUACAAGGAAUACGAAUCCAUCCUCAACCAAGAUCUCAUGGAGCACGUGCGAAAGGUCUUCCAGAAGCAGGCAAGCAUGGAGGAGGUGUUCCACCGCAGGCAGGCCAGCCUGAAGAAGCUGGCGGCCAGGCAGACGCGGCCCGUGCAGCCAGUGGCCCCCAGACCCGAGGCACUGGCAAAGUCGCCCUGCCCCUCCCCAGGCAUCCGGCGAGGCUCUGAGAACUCCAGCUCCGAGGGCGGUGCGCUCCGGAGAGGGCCCUACCGGAGGGCCAAGAGUGAGAUGAGUGAGAGCCGGCAGGGCCGCGGCUCAGCGGGGGAGGAGGAGGAAAGCCUGGCCAUCCUGCGCAGGCACGUGAUGAGCGAGCUCCUGGACACAGAACGGGCCUACGUGGAGGAGCUGCUGUGCGUCCUGGAGGGCUACGCCGCGGAGAUGGAUAACCCGCUGAUGGCUCACCUCCUGUCAACAGGCCUUCACAACAAGAAGGAUGUUUUGUUUGGAAACAUGGAGGAAAUCUAUCACUUCCACAACAGGAUAUUCCUCAGGGAGCUGGAAAACUACACUGACUGCCCAGAACUGGUUGGAAGAUGCUUUCUGGAGAGGAUGGAGGAUUUCCAGAUCUACGAGAAGUACUGUCAGAACAAGCCCCGCUCCGAGAGCCUGUGGAGACAGUGCUCCGACUGCCCGUUUUUCCAGGAAUGCCAGAGAAAGCUGGACCACAAGCUGAGCCUGGACUCCUACCUGCUGAAGCCAGUGCAGAGGAUCACCAAGUACCAGCUGCUGCUCAAGGAAAUGCUGAAAUACAGCAGGAACUGCGAGGGGGCUGAGGACCUGCAGGAGGCGCUGAGCUCUAUCCUGGGCAUCCUGAAGGCCGUGAACGACUCCAUGCACCUCAUCGCUAUCACCGGCUAUGACGGGAAUCUCGGCGACCUGGGCAAGCUGCUGAUGCAGGGCUCGUUCAGCGUCUGGACCGACCACAAGAGGGGCCACACCAAGGUGAAGGAGCUGGCCAGGUUCAAGCCCAUGCAGCGGCACCUGUUCCUGCACGAGAAGGCAGUGCUCUUCUGCAAGAAGCGGGAGGAGAAUGGGGAGGGGUAUGAGAAAGCACCCUCCUACAGCUACAAGCAGUCCUUAAACAUGGCUGCCGUCGGCAUUACGGAGAACGUGAAGGGAGAUGCUAAGAAGUUCGAGAUCUGGUACAACGCGCGGGAGGAGGUCUACAUCGUCCAGGCGCCAACUCCUGAGAUUAAAGCCGCGUGGGUGAAUGAAAUUCGGAAAGUGCUGACCAGCCAGCUGCAGGCUUGUAGAGGUGAGGCCGUCUUCAAGCGAUCGUUUCCCGUAGCUUCCGCUCCAGAAGCCAGCCAGCACCGGGCGCUGGAGCAGUCACAGAGCCUGCCCCUGCCGGCCCCGACCAGCACCAGUCCCUCAAGAGGAAACUCAAGGAACAUAAAGAAGCUGGAAGAAAGGAAAACAGACCCCCUAAGCCUGGAGGGAUACGUCAGCUCAGUGCCAUUGACAAAGCCCCCCGAAAAGGGCAAAGAUGACACGGUCACUAGCUCUGCCUCAGAAAGCUCUGCGCUUUCCAGAAAGCGCUUUACCCUGCAGGGCUUUGCUAACCUCAAAGGUCAGAAAGCUUCUCCUACCAGUCCUGACAAAAAAGCCAAGCGGCAUGAAGUAAAGAGCGACCCGACUCCCUUUGGUGUGCGAGGUUGGAGCAAAACGUCCCACUCACUGGAGGCACCUGAGGACGACGGGGGCUGGUCAAGUGCAGAGGAGCAGAUUAACUCGUCCGACACAGAGGAGGACGGCGGGUUGGGCCCCAAGAAGCUGGUUCCAGGUAAAUAUACGGUCGUGGCGGACCACGAGAAGGGAGGCCCCGAUGCGCUGCUCGUGAGGAGCGGGGACGUGGUGGAGCUGGUGCAGGAGGGCGACGAGGGCCUUUGGUACGUCAGGGACCCGACCACUGGCAAGGAGGGCUGGGUGCCGGCCAGCAGCCUGUCCGUCCAGCUCGGCCCGUCCGGCUCGGCCCAGUGCCUGAGCAGCUCAGAGUCGAGCCCGGGGUCGGCCGUGCUGAGCAACUCGUCCAGCUGCAGCGAGGGCGGCCAGGCCCCCUUCUCCGACCUGCAGGGGUAGCGCCGCGCAGUCUCGGCGCCGGAGACCCGCGCGCUGUCUGGGGCGGCCGCUGCGAGGGCUGGUGUGGCGUGGGGAGGGCGCAGUGCCCCCGGACGCCCCGAGGAAGGGGCGCCUCACCGCCCCGACCCAGAGCGCCUGGCCGUGCGGGCUGCAGAGGACCCCUCCAGGGCAGAGGCAGGUUCCACGGAAGACCCCGGCCCGCUGGGGCUUCCCCGGAGACUCCAGAGCCCACAGAAGAGGGGCCGCAGGGAACAGCCCCGGGCAGCAGGCGCCGGGCAGCGGCAUCUCCUCCUGGCUCCACCGUGCAGCUUCUGCCUCUGGACGGUGCUUUCAGGGGACGCGCGGACCGUGGUGGAGCUGCUUCCGGAGAAGUGGAGGACCCGCUGGCCAACGGCCUGAGGAGAGCGGGGCACGGGGUCUCUUUAUCUUUUACAAGUUUUAGGAUUUUUUUAAGCAGGGAUCAAUCCCGUGGCCAUUUUUUGUGGUACUUUGGCCUCAAUUCUUUACCAGGAAUCACUGUGUUUACAUGAAAUGACAAUUUGAUACUGUAUUUGAUAGAAAACUAUUUUUUUGUUACCGGGGUUUACAUAGAAGCACGUUGUUUAUACCACUAAAUGACUUUGGGGGGGCUCUCCCAUGGAAACGGAUGGCACUCCCUGAAGCUCCCUGGUCACAGGUGGAUGAAAACGUGUCCGUGGGUGACAUCAGGUGGUGUCUCCACCACCAAAAGCAGUUAGAAGCCAAGGAGAUUCCUUUAUCUACCUAGGGUUCAUUUUCAAAAGAAAAUUUAAACUAUAAUUUAAACAAUUAACGUUCUUUUCUACAAAAAAAAAUGCAGGGACUUGAUUUUUUUAAAGAGCUUCACUGAAUUAGGAUAUUUUUAUUGCGUUUAAAGAAAAUACAAAGAUGCAGUUUCUGCAGGGUGUGGCGUGGACCAGUGCUGCCGACCAUAGCUCAGAGAGCCCUGCCCCUGCCUCACUGCGCUGCAGCCUCCUCGGAGGCCGCACCUCCACUCCACUCCCCACGCGCCCCCUGCCUCCCACCCAGGUCCACCUGCCGCCUGGUGACCACCUUGAGUACAGAAGUGAAAGUGGGGAGAGUAUUUUAUUCAAGUCACAGCAGAACUGGAAAAAAACUCUUCUGUUUUACCAACUUCUUGUGUUUCAGAAACAUAUUCUGUUCAAAACUUUUGAAGCCCUUUCGGUGUCUGGUCUGCAGAUGUUUUUGUAUGUGUGCACCUCUGACCAUGUGUGUACAUAUGUGUCUUGCUGGAAAGGACAUAUUCGCUGUCCCCGUGCUGCUGGGAGGGCCGCCUCACAGCCUCACGGUUCCCAGCCCCAGCACAGUGGAGGCAGGCGUGGCUGCAUUCCCCUCACGCUACCCUCCCAGCGGCUUGUAGCCGUCACUGGCCAGACCUCCAGGGUGCGGAAUCAAAUAGGAAGCAUGCAGAGACUCGGCAGCUUUUCCUCUGAUGUGUAAGUUAUUUGGAACGCGUGCUGUGUCCUGCGAUGUCCCUGAUGUACUGUGCAGGCGCGGUGCCUCCGUCUCGUCGCACAGCUGCGCGCCCUUGUGUGACCCUCCCCAUAAAGGCACUUUACAGCUUCAUGUUUCAUCCACUGUCACUUUUUUUUAACUGCUGAUGUAAAUGGAAUUUUAAAAGCAGAGUUCUUUAUUGUAUGGAUGACGUUUGAAUAAAUAUCAGCAACUCCUGCCA
Molecule: messenger RNA, 5983 nt
Organism: Gorilla gorilla gorilla (western lowland gorilla)
Lineage: Eukaryota; Metazoa; Chordata; Mammalia; Primates; Hominidae
Gene: MCF2L
Product: MCF.2 cell line derived transforming sequence like
Exons: 32
Coding region: 667-4269 (1200 amino acids)
Biological process (GO): positive regulation of Rho protein signal transduction; intracellular signal transduction
Cellular component (GO): cytoplasm
Molecular function (GO): guanyl-nucleotide exchange factor activity; protein binding
Source: RefSeq, a predicted model, not a curated record